Molecule: messenger RNA, 2425 nt
Organism: Toxotes jaculatrix (banded archerfish)
Lineage: Eukaryota; Metazoa; Chordata; Actinopteri; Toxotidae
Gene: uri1
Product: URI1 prefoldin like chaperone
Exons: 11
Coding region: 300-1793 (497 amino acids)
Biological process (GO): negative regulation of transcription by RNA polymerase II; negative regulation of phosphatase activity
Molecular function (GO): transcription corepressor activity; phosphatase inhibitor activity; chromatin binding
Source: RefSeq, a predicted model, not a curated record
GGAACCGAGGUGCAUGGCGCAGCGAGAGUGAAGAGGACUAUUUGCUGAUCUUGGAAUAUUAAACCCGUGGAUAUUUUUGGAAAUCAUGCAGAAAUCCUGAAAUGAGAGUGUGAGAUGAUAUCACUUCCGAAAGUGUGGAUAACUAUCACUGCCCCAUUGAUGAACACGAGCAGAACGGGUCUCAGGAAUCGCUGCUGCUGCUGCAUUCAUAAACACUUCUUUAGGACUCACAACAACCCCUGAGCUUUGUUUUGGGGUCACAAAACACCACAGAUUCCCUCUGUGCACGUGGGUUGACAAUGGCUGAAAAAGGUAAAAUGAAUAUAGAGCAUCUCGGCGGAGUUGCCAGGCUCCGGGAGGAACACCAGAAGGUGGUGAAAGACUGUGAAAGUCGGAUUCAACACUGGAAGAAGGUGUCAGGAGACUAUGAAGCCCUGAGUGAUCGUCUGAAAGAUCUUCCAGAUCAGCUGUCUUAUGAUAUCAUGGUGCCGUUUGGCCCUUUGGCCUUCAUGCCCGGGAAGCUGGUGCACACCAACGAGGUCACAGUGUUGCUCGGCGACAACUGGUUUGCAAAGUGCUCGGCGAAGGAGGCUCAGAAAAUUGUCGAUCACAGGAUGAAUUAUGUAAAGAGUGAACUUGACGAUCUAUCCAAGACAAUGAAAAACUUUGAAGCCAGAGUUGGGUUAGCGAAGGAUUUGGAAACCAUCUCAGCCAGUAAAGGGGACUAUGUUGACAUCAGAGAAGAGGUCGGAAACAAUGACACUGCUGUCACUAAAGGAAGGCAAAGAAUAGCUCACAAACCAAAUUCUAAGCCCAAGUUGGAUGCCGUAUUUGAUCUAAAAGAGGAGGACGAGGAGCAUGACGGCGAGGGAAGAGAUGGAGGGAGCAAAAAAGGCAUCAUGACUGAGGAGGAGCUGUGGGCUAGAUUGGAUGAACUCGAGAAACUGGAGGAGCUACAAGAUGAGCAGGACAGAUUAUCUGAUAAUGCACAUAUGAAUGGUGAGGACACAUCAUCCUCUUCCUCAGAGGAGGAGAAGGAGGGAGACGCUGCUCCUCCUGUAAACGGACUGAGUCUGAAACCAGGCUGGUCCUCCGUGCCCCACGGGAAAGCACCACCCAACGUGGACCGGAAAGAGGAGGAAGACGACGAGGAAGAAGAAGGCAACUGUUUGCCGACCAUCUUUUUCUCUCACACAGUCGAACCCAAGAAGGUGAGGAUAAACACAGGAAAAAACACCACAUUGAAGUUCAGUGAAAGGAAAGAGCAGAAGGAACAUUCAAAGAGGAAAAAGAAAAAUGGACACAAUAAUGGACACUCCCAUCAUGAACUUCACAAAAUCACAACGCCAGCAGACAUUUACAGGUUGUUUGUGGACGUGAAGAAUGGGGAACCCAUCCCCAGAAAGUCCAUCCUGAAGUCACGGAGCCGAGAGAACAGCGUGUGCAGCGACACGAGCGAGAGCAGCGCGGCAGACUUUGAAGAGCGCCGCAUGAUAGGACGCAGCUUCAGCCAUGACGACGCAACGCACAGCGACACCAGUGACGGCAUUACUGAGGAAGACAGUCCUACGGCAGUGCCACUGCACCCCGCCAGCAGAUUUGAGGCAUUUUCAGGUACAGUGGUAGAAAAGGACCCGAUGCCUUCAGCCGUUCCCCACCUGACCAUCGCUCCACCGGCUCUGCCGACCAUACUGGAGAGGAAACAAGAAGAGGUGGCGCCCGACGUCGCUCCACCCCAGCAGGCCCCGAAAAGGGUGUCGAAGUUUAAAGCUGCCAGGUUGCAGCAGAAGUAACUGUCAACCAGAAAAUAUCCAUAUUUCACAGUAAGUUGUUUUUUUUUUUUUUUUUUUUUUUUUUUUUUAAAGAAAGCCUUUGUUUCUUUUCUACAAUUGAUGAACUGGACAAACCAUCCUGUCCUGUCCUUUCUUUCACUUGUCUUUCAUCCAGUUUCACAUCUAAGCAUACAGGGUUUCUGUCACUGAAUAUGACUGUUCUGUGGGGACAAGUACAGUAGCAAUGUCGACAAAUCAGCCUUGUGCGUAACACUGCUUUUCAACAAGCUCCAAACACUAGGUAAUGCAUUCUCCUUUGCUUAUCUGCUACUAGAGUCUAAAUGGCACUUCACGAUUGUCCAUGUUUCUCAUUGGGCUUGUUCUGUCAUACAUUUACCUGUCUACCACUCCUCUGUUGCUCCAUGCUGUUGCCACUUUAGGUCUGACUUUAGACUAUCAUAGGAUGAGCUGCCUUGUUUUGUUUAUUUUUUCAAGUAUUGAUCAUUAAACAGAAUCGGGUGCCCGCUAUAGCUCUCAUUAUACCUUCUCUUGACCUGCCUAAUGAAUGUAUGUAUUCCUUUGUGACAAGCUUUAUGUAAAGACAAAAAAAAAAAAGUAUUGAUGGAAACUAAAAGUAAAAUAAAAGAUUUUGG